Molecule: messenger RNA, 2088 nt
Organism: Leishmania mexicana MHOM/GT/2001/U1103
Lineage: Eukaryota; Euglenozoa; Kinetoplastea; Trypanosomatida; Trypanosomatidae
Exons: 1
Coding region: 1-2088 (695 amino acids)
Source: RefSeq, a predicted model, not a curated record
AUGUCCGGUUCCACCCAGCGUGCUGAGCAGCAGCGGCGCAUACAGCAACUCCACGAGCGGCUUGAGCUGUACAACAUCGCUGACAGCCACGCGGACCCGGCGAGCAACUCUGCUGGCGGCGUAGGCUUCGCCGGUACUGGCGGGCUUCAGACUGGUAGUGGCGACAAAGCACCGGCGACGAAGCCGUCCCGGGCUGCUCCGAUGUUAAGCUCGCUCGAUCCCAAGCCGACGCCGGCUCCCGCCUCCAACGCAUUCUUUGCCUCUUCCCUUCCGCGGCGAGCGGCAGAUGCAGGCACGCCGUCCGCCACUGAAAUAGCUGAGGUGUCGCGGGCCUCGCCGGCACCACAGCAGCAGCCGCAGGCGCAGAUACCAGCUCCGGCGCCUGCACCCCAGCUCGCCCGCAACCUCGCUCAGGAGUUCUGCGGGUCUCCUGCGAGCCCAACCCAUGCGUCGCCGACCAGAGCUGCUUCUCGCCCUUCGGGGAUGACGAGCGGGGCAGCGGCUUCCCCGGUUGCUCCGGAGCGUCCUUUUGCCACCGCUGCCUACCCUGAGUCGGGAACCGAGGCAGCAGCGGCCACGACAGCUGCCAACGCCGGCUCCCCGCGUCUCGCCUCCAAUGUUUUCAACUAUUACGAGGACUCCAAGUCUGACGGGAGCGAGGGCGACGAGUACGAGGUGGAGGAGGUGGAGGAGUACAUGGAAGAUGAGGAGGACUACGAUGAUGACGAGGAGGAUGCCCGGGACCACACGAGUAGGAAGGGAUCCCUGACGCUGGAGGACGUGCUGCGACGCCUCCACCGCGCCUGCAGCGGCUCCUUUGAUCAUGCGACGGCAUCAUCCCCGCUAGGGCAGGCUAUGGCAGCAGCGUCCGCCUCGUCCCCGCUUAUGCGUAAUCCGUCACUGGUAUCUGUAAAACCCGCCGCCGCUGCGGCGCCGCGUGUUACGUCGACCGCCGCCGCCACCAAUCCCAUAGGUGCUACCUAUCCCUUUCUCCAGCAAGCGGCAGAAGUUUAUCGUCAGCGCCAUCUUUACAAAGCCACUCAGGAACAGAAGCAACGUCAUAGUCCAUUCAACACCGGCCACGCGUGGAGCACGGAUGAGGAGACGAGCGUGACCGACACAUCGACCUCCGAGCGGACGGAAAGACUGGGUGAUGCGCCUGAGAGCCGCUCCGCAUCCGACUCUUCCUCUGCUUCAGCGGCUUCGAAGAGGCACCUGGCUGCGGCGAACACGACCGCAGCUGUACAAAGCAGCGGCUUAUCGGCGGCGGCACUGCAGCCACUCGCAGACGCAGCAGCUGCGACUCGCACCGCCUUGGACGUGGCGAGCGCGGAGAAGGCGCUUUCUUCCACUGCCCUGUGCUUCGAUCAGCUGGAGACUGCUUAUCGGCGCCUGCUCAUCCUUCAACAAGGGGCCAAGUACGUAUCUGAGCUUGCGGGACCGGAGUGCUUUCCACGUCCGCUACCGCGCCAAGAGGACGCUCACGCACUAGCCGAGCAGCGCGACAUGGUGGUGAGGCGUGACACGGAGAUGCGGGCGGCACCGCCGGCAGGGGCGUCGCUGGAGGAUUUGCGGCAGCGCGAGAGCGCCGCCAUCGAGAGGACACUGGGAUUUCUCCGCGAGAAGUUCGACGCAGCGUUGAAGUCCUUGAAGCUCGUCGCCGAUCGUGAGGCAGUCGUCGAGGGGAAACGGUGCACGUUAAAGCAGCGGGAGGUGGACAUUGCAAAGCAGCGCGAGGCCCGGGUCAUCGUCGAACGCGAGGUCGCCGCGGCCGAGAAGCGCCUCAUGGAGCGCUCAGAGCAGCUGAGGAAGCGGGAGGAGGACUACAGUGCCCGCCUGCAGCAGCAUGACUGUCAGCAGAAGGCGGCGCAGGAACAGAUAGGCGAGGUGGAGCAGCUGAGCAAGCAGGUCUCCUCGUGGCUAGCGAUUCUUGAAGAGCGCGAUCGCCGUCUGGCCAGGAAGGAGAAGCGUCUGCAGCGUGUGCAGGCAGACCUGCUGAAGCGCACCGAAGACAUCAUUGUGUGGAAGAGGGCGACGCAGCGCAUUAAGCAGAUCCCGCCGCCCCCGUCUCCGCCGCGUAUUAGCUGA